This is a messenger RNA of Emiliania huxleyi CCMP1516, 357 nucleotides long. RefSeq lists its product as hypothetical. The record is from RefSeq and is a predicted model, not a curated record. The transcript is spliced from 3 exons. Bases 1 to 357 code for a protein of 118 amino acids. Lineage: Eukaryota; Haptophyta; Isochrysidales; Noelaerhabdaceae.
AUGCUCUGCGACGUCUGGACGCUCGCCAGAAACGCCAGGAAGCUUGCCUUCCACCCCUGGGCCCGAGGGCGAACGGCAGUGGUCGGCAGCCUCUGCGACGCUCCGAUCGGCUCCUCGACCUCAUCGCCUGCGACGAGCCAGCAUGGCUCGUCGCUCGACGGCAGCCUGCCCAGUAUGCUCUUGGCAUUCUGCCCGCAUGGCGCGCUGCUCGAUGGCAGCCUGCUCAGUACGCCUUGGACAAGCGCAAACAGCUCGCCGAUCUGCGUCACGACGGGCCGUAUCGUGUUGGCCGUGCCUUCGAAGAACACCGUGAUGGUGGUCGUGCCGUCGUGUGCGCCGGAGGUGGACAUUAAAUAA